Messenger RNA from Penaeus indicus, 3165 nucleotides. RefSeq lists its product as uncharacterized. NCBI's taxonomy places the organism in Eukaryota, Metazoa, Arthropoda, Malacostraca, Decapoda, Penaeidae. The transcript is spliced from 20 exons. The coding region runs from base 1 to 3165 and encodes 1054 amino acids. The record is from RefSeq and is a predicted model, not a curated record.
AUGACAGACUAUGGAAGUUCACCCUAUACAAAACAAUUCACUGCCUUGAAAAUGACCUCGGGAGUCAACCCCGAGGAAAGAUCCGGAGCCGGAGUCCCUGAGGCCUUAUCGGUGUCUGCCGUCCCUUUGGAUCCAUCAGCUGCCAGGGGAGGGCAUAAGAGUGAUCCUGUGUUGAAAUUGCCUGAUGCAAAGCUUCAGUUUGUAGUAAGAACAGACGCUUCACACUAUGGACAGGGAGCUGUGUUAUUACAAUAUCAUGAUAAUUACUCUUUUCCAGUUGCAUAUGCCAGUAGAAAACUAUUAGAUCGAGAAAAGAGGUAUUCUGCCAUCGAACAUGAAUGUUUAGCUAUUAUGUUCGGCAUUCAACGAAUUGUUCAUAUAGCUGGUCAGGACAACGUUGGUGCUGACAUGUUAAGUAGAUGUCCAGGGUCCGCCAGCUUCGUCAGCAGCCGCGGCAUGGGGUCGCUGACGUCCCCCCCUUCGUCGACCUCCACGCCCCUGUCCUACCACCCGCACGCCCAUUCCCUCCCCUCGGCGUCGUCCACGCCCACGGGGGUCCCGAGGAUCUACGGCAACUCCCUCACGCCCGAAGCGCCCAGGAGGAGGUACUCCCACACCGCGGGCUCCUCCCCCCACUCGCCCUCGUCCUCGUCCUCCUACAGCUCCUCCUUCUACGCGAGAAGGUCGGCGCCCGCGGAGAGGAAGACACAUUCGUUUGCGGGCGUGGGGUCGUCGGCGUGGUACCCCGGCCUCGGAUACCACCACAACCACCACUUGGCUAACCACCACAACCACCACACUAACAACACCCACCGCAGGCCGAACUUCCUCCCCGUCUCGGCCGCCGCGGGCCCGCUCAGCCUGCGCGCCACGGCCUCGCAGCCCGACACGCCCUCGCGGUCGCCCGACCCGGAGGCCGACGACGUGGACUCCGUCAAGAGCUUCGGGUCGGUGUCCUCGGCCCUCAGCUGCGACGCCGCCUUCGCCUUCGGCCGCGGGUCCUCGUCGGCGUCGUCCCAGUCCCACUUCGGCCACUACCAGAGCCCCUACGCCUAUCGCCACACCGCCCCCCACGCCCACCACGCCCACCACAGCGCCUCCUCCGGGUCGUCCACCUCCACGUGCGGCGGCGGCGGGAGGGGCGGCGGCGGGGGGAGGAACGUCAAGUACGCCCUCCACUGCCCCCACAACCACGACAACGACCCCGAGAACUACCUGACGCCCACGCAGCGCGCCGCCAGGAGGAUCCGGGAACUUAAGAGCCAGCUGGCGGAGGCGCGGCGGGAGGUGCACGUGCGCGACGCCGAGAUCUCCCGGCUGACGCGCGAGCUGGUGGAGCUGCGGCUGGUGAAGGCCAGGGCGCCGCAGCGGGAGGAGGACGAGCCGCAGGCUAGCGUAUCCGCUGCCGGCCAGAAUGCCCUCGUCCCGGAGGCGACCCCCGCCCGCGACAGUAACGCCCUCAAGCGCCUGACGGUCGAGGGCGACGCUGCGUCAUCGUCAUCGUCAGCACACACGCCCAAGACCUCCGCCACGCCCUCGGAGGGAAGCGAGCCCGAACUGAGUCGCCUCAUGGACAACUUGACCAUUGGAGGACCAGGAGAUUCGGGCAGCGCCCAUGCCGCCGCUGAGUCGCCCGCGGCUGGCUCUGUCGCCGAAACCACCGCCGAUUCCGUCGACCUCACGCGCUCGCUGGCGGAUUCCGGCCACUACGAGGACCUCACGUCACCCUGCCUCUCGUCCAAGGACCCAUUCGAGCAGCCGAGGCAGCGCUUACUCAGAAGCAGACGUCUGGGUGGAGACGGCGAUGAUGAUGAGGAUGAGGACGACGACAACGACGUGGAGGAGGUGGCGGUGGAGGUGGACCCGUGGACGGCCCUGGAGGAGGCUGAGGCGCGGCUGCGGGAUUACGAGCGGCGGGAGGACCAGCUCAAGAGGAACCACAUGGAUGAAUACCACGAGCUCAAGGAGAAGCACAACGACCGCGUCGAGUCACUGCUCUCCAAGCUCAGUGAUGCUAAUCUCAAGUACUUCGAACUCCGGCCCAUGUAUGAUAGAAGCCAAGAGAAGAUCCGCGAGCUGGAGCGCGAGGCGACCAAGCUGAAGGACGAGCUGACUGAGGCUGAGCUGCGCCACCAGAAGAUGUACCUCCAGAUGUUCCUCAAGGGGCAGCAGGCGGCCAAGCUACAAGCAGACGAUGACCAGGAUGGAGAGGAUGAAAGUCAAUCGUCGAUAUCGUCUGGGGGCCCCAUGGUCGACCUGAUGAAGCAGUUGGCACGGACGGAGGAGGAGCUCGAGAAGAUAAAGGUUGGCUUAUUUUUAUUCCAUGAUAUCACCCGCAUCACAUCAGGUGUUCACAUUACACCAGUUAUUUUCCCAGAACAGGUGUGCUCGCAUUUGUGGCUGGCUGAGCUUGUACACGUGGAUUGUUUUUCAUUUGAUAGGACGCUCGUAGGACUUGGUGGGCGACUAAACUGCGUUCCCUGCCCCUCGAUGAUUCGAUUGGACCUUGCAACGGCAGCAAAGAGGAUCACGGCCGCUCUUGCAAGUUGCAAAGUGGUGAAAGUGCAGGAAGAUGUGAAAAUGGAACCAGUGGAGUAUCGAACAGCGAUCAGAUUUUCAUACUUGAAUGGCGGCACACGACAAGAGGCAAUAGAUGAAAUGAAAGUAACUUAUGGGGAGGCUUUUCCAUCAUAUGGCGCUGUUAAGCAUAGGCAUCGCCACUCCCUUUGUGGUUGGAGGUCUGUGGAAACGGCUCCAUUCCAGACCCAGACUGCCAUUAAUGAAAAGAUGACUGACAUUUUGGAAGAUCACCGUAUGACUGUUCGUCAGCUAGCCCAAGAUGUUAAGAAAGGCACGUGUCACGCUCUCGGCAGGCAACGUCCUGCUCACAGUCUUUUGGGACAAGCAUGGAAUAGUGAUGAUGGAUUUCCUGGCAACAACAGUACAUCAAAUACAUCACUCUUCAAUCACAACGAUCGCUGGCAUGACACACUUUGUGAAGCGAAGAUUGGUGUGGAUAAAUAUAAGUUCCAGAGUAGUCAGAACACAGUUGUCGUUGUCGAUUCCCCAGAGAAAGUCUACGAGCUGCACGGCAAAGUAGGAGACAAAAGCGAGGACAAAGAAAUACCAGUUAACUACAAGAAGCAAAAUGAAGGAAAACGAUGA